AGAAAGAACAGUCAAAAUGCAGGCAGGGCACAGGACAAAGCACUAGGGACAAAAUGCAUGUGAAAUGCUUUGUUUUAAAAUUUUUGAAAUUUCCGUCCCCUGUACGUCUUGACGCUCGCAGGGACCGGAACCCGGAAGAGGGAUGCUGGCAUCGGCCGGAGGAGAUGGCCGGGGAUGCUGCAGGGGGGACAUCGCGGGAGCGCAGGACAAGGUAAGUGAAGAAGAGAUCCCAGGGCAGCGCCGCAUGGUAAGCCCUAGUGUAGCUCGGGGUUACCGCUUUUGGUACUGAAA
Messenger RNA from Staurois parvus, 291 nucleotides. Lineage: Eukaryota; Metazoa; Chordata; Amphibia; Anura; Ranidae. The record is from the annotation of a GenBank genome assembly.